CCGAAAAACAAAGUUAUAACAACAAAAAUGACAUGUGACAUAUCACAUGAAGGUCGUGCCAUUGUCUUGUGUUGUACAGGUGAUUUUUGUAAUGAACAUCUAUCACCAACGUUACCUCCUCCACCACCUGAACCAGAAGUUGAUGGACCAGCGGAUUAUACCUACACAUAUAAUGUUAGUUCUCUGCUUAUAUCAAUCAUCGUACCAAUUGCUGCUAUGAUAUUUUGUACUAUCAUAGCCGUCAUCAUAUUUAAAAAACUACAUAAGCAAAGAAUGAGAGAGCUUAAUGCACGAGAUCCAGAACGUCAUCAAAUCAACGGUCUAACAGCUGUGGCAGCCCAGGAUGAUACGUUACAGGAAAUGUUGGAUCACUCGUGUACAUCAGGAAGUGGAUCUGGUUUGCCUUUCUUAGUUCAGAGAACUGUUGCCAGACAAAUUACCCUAUUUGACAAAGUUGGGAAAGGACGAUAUGGCGAAGUAUGGCGUGGACUCUAUCACGGGGAAAAUAUCGCAGUGAAAAUAUUCAGCACAAGGGAUGAGAAAUCAUGGUUCCGUGAAACACAGAUUUACAACACAGUGUUGCUGCGCCAUGACAACAUCCUGGGAUUUAUAGCGUCUGAUAUGUGUUCACGGCAUUCAUGUACCCAGUUAUGGUUGAUUGCACAUUAUCACGAGCAUGGUUCACUCUAUGACUAUUUGAAUCGCAACACCAUUGAUGUGGAUGUGAUGCUGCAGUUCAUGCUCUCGGCUGUCAGUGGACUAGUGCACUUGCAUACGGAAAUUUUCGGAACGCAAGGAAAACCGGCAAUUGCCCACAGAGAUAUUAAGUCGAAAAACAUUCUAGUGAAGAAAAACCUGCAGUGCGCCAUUGCCGAUUUGGGUCUCUCAGUGAUGCACUCGCAGAAAAAUGACACAAUAGACAUGGGUUCAAAUACUAGGGUGGGGACAAAACGAUACAUGGCACCUGAGCUUUUAGAUGAGACCAUGAAUCCUGACUGUUUUGAUUCUUUUAAACGAGUUGAUGUUUACACGUUUGGACUUGUCCUCUGGGAGAUCGCCACGAGAUGUGUAGUUGGAGGAAUUGCCGAGGAUUACAAACCUCCAUAUCAUGAUUUGGUGCCUCACGAUCCAAGCUUUGAAGAUAUGAGAAAAGUUGUUUGUGAUGCACAACUCAGACCUUCAAUACCAAAUAGGUGGUCAACUGACCCAACUCUUAUGGCUGUGGCUAAGCUAAUGAGGGAAUGUUGGUUUCAAAACAGUUCAGCAAGACUAACAACACUACGUAUCAAGAAAACCCUCAUGAAGAUUGGAGAAAGCAGCAAGAAAAUCAAACCAGAUUACUGA
Saccoglossus kowalevskii is the source of this 1344-nucleotide messenger RNA. Its product is annotated as activin receptor type-1. The record is from RefSeq and is a predicted model, not a curated record. Gene Ontology annotation, cellular component: BMP receptor complex; plasma membrane. NCBI's taxonomy places the organism in Eukaryota, Metazoa, Hemichordata, Enteropneusta, Harrimaniidae. Gene Ontology annotation, biological process: protein phosphorylation; cell surface receptor protein serine/threonine kinase signaling pathway; cellular response to growth factor stimulus. Gene Ontology annotation, molecular function: ATP binding; transmembrane receptor protein serine/threonine kinase activity.